AUGAUAAAUGGUCUACUUAAAAUUUUAUAUCUGUUCAUUAUACUAACUUUAUAUCAUAUAAAGAUUGUUUUAUCAAAUGUGUUGGAUUUAAGGGACAUUAAAAAUUCAGAAUUUCAUACAUUAGAAUUAUUGCAACAAGGAAUUAUCAAGACCAUGAUCUACUCAACAGCGGAUAAACCAAUAACCAAAAUAUGUAAGGGUUCCAGAGUAAUCUGGCAAGCCCUUCCAGGUGAGUCUGCGAAAUGCAUUACCCUCAUUAGAUCUAAAUGGGCUCCGGGAAAUCUUAUGACUAUAGAAAUUAAUAACCCAAGUAAAACUGAUAUGUUAUAUAUUUAUAAAGAAUAUUUCCAUUAUUAUUAUACCACUGAGGAAGGGUUUAAAACAAGAUUUCUUGCACUUUCAAAACCACAACCAACAAAAUACAUUAAGCGUGAUAUACCCAAAAAACGUAAAGCCGAAACAGAUGAUACUGGGGAACCAGAAAAAAAGAUUCCAAGUCAACCUGCUCAACAACAACCACAACCACAACAGAUAGAACCUGAGGUUGUUCAGGUGGAGGUGGAAUCCGAUGAUACUGAACUUACCGAUAAACACCUCAGAAAGGAACAUUUAAGACAAAAAAUCAGGGCAAAGAUACAGAAGAAAAAAGAAUUAAAGAUGAUGAUUAUAGAGAAAAUAAAAAAAAUAUACAGGAUAAGAUACAACAACUUGGUACUCAAACUCAAUUCAAAAAACCAGAACAUAAAACGACUAAACAUACUCCAACAGAGCAUAUAUUAUCAAGUGAAAGGGAACAGGAGGAACCUCUUGAUCUAAGUAUUAAGACAAAAGCACAACCAGAAGUUUUACCAGUUGAAGUGGAAUCGGAUGACGAGGAAGAAUCAUAAUCAAGUGAUUAAGAUUAAACAACUAAUAAAUCUCUUUUAAUAAACCAAUAUCAAAAUUUUAAAAGCUUAUUGAGACAAUAACUUAGAAUUAAUGAUUUUAAUGAAAUGUC
This is a messenger RNA of Theileria parva strain Muguga, 997 nucleotides long. RefSeq lists its product as uncharacterized. The transcript has a single exon. The record is from RefSeq and is a predicted model, not a curated record. NCBI's taxonomy places the organism in Eukaryota, Apicomplexa, Aconoidasida, Piroplasmida, Theileriidae. Bases 1 to 816 code for a protein of 271 amino acids.